AUGGAGGAAUAUAUUACAAGCAUUGAUGAAUUUGAUUGUGGGGAAAGUAGCAGUACUACUGAAGUGCAAAAUAGCGAAGCAGGAUACAGUGCCUCACAAGCUACUUUAGAGAACAGUAACUCUGCUACUAAAUCUAAAGUGGUACAGAAACGUCGAGCAAAAAACCCGCCGGAAUUACAGGAAGUCAGCAAGCAGAUGAACGCUACAUUCAAUACAUUAAAUAUUGUGUUGCUGAACAAGAAAAAUAAGGCAGAUAAAUAA
Parnassius apollo (apollo) is the source of this 261-nucleotide messenger RNA. The record is from the annotation of a GenBank genome assembly. NCBI's taxonomy places the organism in Eukaryota, Metazoa, Arthropoda, Insecta, Lepidoptera, Papilionidae.